AUGGCCGACAGUAUUAUCGCGCGUGGACAAGCCCUUCUCGAAAAUCAAAACGAUGCAUUGUCCAUUUUGCAGGUUGGGAUUUUCCAAACUGCCUUGAUGGAACUAAUAGAAUCGCCUUCGGGUCGUUACAUGGGGCAAAACUGGAAAACCUACGUGACCGCAAGCGCUAACAGUGUUGUUGACGUUGUUGAUAACGCAACCAAAGAUGCCACGCUUCCACUCGAUCGCCUCUCCGUCGGUAGAGGACUGUUGUACCUAUACGACGAAACUGGGACCAACACAUACAAGAAAACACUUGCUUCUCUGCGUACCUCAAUUGACCUCCAGCCGCGCAAUAUAUUCGGCGGACUGUGGUAUUAUGUCUAUCCAAAUUGGAGCUACUUGGAUGGGAUGUUCUCACUUUUGUCAUUCUACCCCUUGUAUACCGCCAACAUGGAUAUUGCCAACAUGACCGAGGUCAACAAUGACCUCUUCCAUCAGGUUGAACUCAUGUGGGAGCAUUGUCACGACAAUACGACGGGGCUCCUCUUUCAUGGAUAUGACGCAUCCAAGACCGCCUCUUGGGCCAAUUCCACGACUGGUGCUAGUCCAAUCGUCUGGGAUCGUGCCCUAGGCUGGUUCAUGAUGGGAUUGGUUGACCUUUUAGAGCUCCAGCUUAUGGACUCCCAGGUGUCGACAUGGCGUGCACGAUUCGUUGACCUUGCCAACGCUGUAGUCCAAGCCGUGGAUCCUGCAUCUGGCUGCUGGUGGCAAGUAAUGUCCUCCCCGGGACGAACAGGCAACUACAUUGAAUCUAGUGGGUCUGCCAUGUUCACUUAUUCCCUCUAUAAGGGUGUCCGACUUGGCCUUCUGCAAGACAAUAGCCCUCAGAAGCUCCCUUCUCGGGACUCCAUUGCUCAUCCCCGGGCAAAUUAUACAAGCGUUGCCACCCGGGCUUAUCGCACGCUUGUGGACAGAUUCGUUGUGGAGAACCAAGAUAGUACCCUAGGCUACAACGGAACAGUGAGUGUGUGCAGCUUGAACUCUACUGCUAGCUACGAGGUACGAACGAGAACGGGCAAAUCUGCUUGGUGA
This is a messenger RNA of Penicillium brevicompactum, 1074 nucleotides long. RefSeq lists its product as uncharacterized. Gene Ontology annotation, biological process: carbohydrate metabolic process. The transcript has 3 exons. The coding region runs from base 1 to 1074 and encodes 357 amino acids. The record is from RefSeq and is a predicted model, not a curated record. Lineage: Eukaryota; Fungi; Ascomycota; Eurotiomycetes; Eurotiales; Aspergillaceae.